This is a messenger RNA of Symbiodinium pilosum, 246 nucleotides long. The record is from the annotation of a GenBank genome assembly. NCBI's taxonomy places the organism in Eukaryota, Dinophyceae, Suessiales, Symbiodiniaceae.
AUGUAUGCGGCCCACCACACCGACGUCGCUCCCUCAGUUGCGGGCAUUGGCGGAAGCCCCUCCCUUGCAGUGGACUUUGCGACGUUCAUUCAGCUUAUCAGGUGGAUGCUGGAUGUGAACUUGGGUGACAUCAACCGCAAAAUCUCAGGGAACAGCGGCCCAAAAGGGUUCCAGGCAGCAUCGGCGGCUUUGUCCGUGUCGCUGCGGUCCCGAUUUACUUCAUCACGACGUGCUUCGGCAUGCUAA